AUGGAACUAGGAGUCUCAGUGCCCGUUGACUUUGAGAUAGCUGAAUCAGAAGGUCAAAAUUACCAGAGGUUAGCGAAGACCUCCAUAUCUCAGUUCGGUUACGCUAAGGACCACGCUUCUGUCCAAAUCAACAUUGCCAACGUUGAUGAGGAAGGAAGAGCUAUCCCAGGCUCCAACACCACCUACGCUUUGUGUGGAUACAUCAGAGGAAGAGGCGAGGCUGACGACUCUUUGAACAGACUCGCUCAACAGGAUGGUUUGCUCAAGAACGUUUGGUCUUACUCUCGUUAA
Messenger RNA from Ogataea haglerorum, 291 nucleotides. RefSeq lists its product as uncharacterized. Lineage: Eukaryota; Fungi; Ascomycota; Pichiomycetes; Pichiales; Pichiaceae. The coding region runs from base 1 to 291 and encodes 96 amino acids. The record is from RefSeq and is a predicted model, not a curated record. Gene Ontology annotation, cellular component: ribosome; cytosolic small ribosomal subunit. The transcript has 2 exons. Gene Ontology annotation, biological process: translation; endonucleolytic cleavage in ITS1 to separate SSU-rRNA from 5.8S rRNA and LSU-rRNA from tricistronic rRNA transcript (SSU-rRNA, 5.8S rRNA, LSU-rRNA); endonucleolytic cleavage to generate mature 3'-end of SSU-rRNA from (SSU-rRNA, 5.8S rRNA, LSU-rRNA). Gene Ontology annotation, molecular function: structural constituent of ribosome.